Messenger RNA from Volvox carteri f. nagariensis, 2704 nucleotides. RefSeq lists its product as uncharacterized. The record is from RefSeq and is a predicted model, not a curated record. The coding region runs from base 199 to 2598 and encodes 799 amino acids. Gene Ontology annotation, cellular component: small-subunit processome; nucleolus. Lineage: Eukaryota; Viridiplantae; Chlorophyta; Chlorophyceae; Chlamydomonadales; Volvocaceae. Gene Ontology annotation, biological process: maturation of SSU-rRNA from tricistronic rRNA transcript (SSU-rRNA, 5.8S rRNA, LSU-rRNA). The transcript has 10 exons.
CAAGCACGAGCUCGUCUAGUUGCUUCAAUUUCUGACUUUGCUGCAAAGAUUGUAUCUUGUAUGUGUAAAACCAAAUAGCGUUAAUAUAAUAGUAUUUAAUUCCUGCUUCACUCCAGAAUUGGUUUCAGCGCCGCCAGAUAAUUGACACAAGCGGCCGAAACCCAGGCUUGCUUUUAGUGCUGGGCGGCUGUGCCGACUAUGGCGAAGCUGCAACGUCGACCAGCCGCUAAAAGGCUUGGUCCUUCAGAAGCCCGCAAGUUACGGGUUGAAGAUUCUCCAGACAGCGACAGUGAUGAAGAUGCAUUUAAAGGCAAAAAGGAUAAGAUAAGCUUGAAUAUGUCAGACGACGAUGAUAUGGAUGAUGACGAUGGCCUAGACGUCGAGGGUGUCUACAACUUGGAUGACAGUGGCGAAGACGAGGAGGAGGAUGAGGACGAAGAGGAGGACGACGAUGAAGAUGACGAAGAAGCUAUCAUCCAGGACGCUCUGAAGCGUGGCGGACGAAUAGCCGAACUUGCCAAGCAAGCUAAGGCGCUGGGCCAGAAACUCAAGCUCCAACGGGGCGAAGAGGAUGAGGAUGAUGAGGAAGACGGCAGGGCCGGAAAGCGAGAGGGGGAAGGAAACGACCAGGGCGAGCGGCUUUGGGGUGCUAGUAAGCGCGCUUACUAUGAUGCGGACACCGCCGAGGCUGGCAGCGAUGAAGAGGCGCUCAAGGAGGAGGAGCAGGAGGCGCUGGCAUUGCAGCGGGCACGGGCUGCAAAGCUGGCGGCAGCGGACUUUGGACUCGAAGACCAGGACGAGGACCAUAUGGAGGAGACUGACGAGGGCGAGGAGGAUGAGGGUCCGACUAUGGGUGGCCUGGCGGCAGCACGCGCAGCCGCGGUGGAGGGUGGCAAGAUGGGGAGCGGGAAGCGACAGGGCCAGGUGGAGGUGGAGGCAGUGGCGCGCGACCUGUCCGCUCUGGGUCACGAUGCCCGGAUGUCGGCGCUGAUGGCGGAUGCCCCCGAACUGCUCAGCCUGUUGCAGGACCUGCAGGAGAGCCUCGCGGAGGUACGGCAUCGCGUAAUGCCAGUUUUGACGGAGCUGCGCGAGGGGGGUCUUGGUACGACAGAGGGCUUGUCGUACCUGGAGGCCAAGUACUUGCUGUUGCUGAGCUACUGCAUCCACAUUGUGUUUUAUCUGCUGAUGAAGGCGGAGGGUAGGCCUGUACGGGAUCACCCUGUCAUUGCCAGGCUUGUGGAGCUCCGGGCGUAUCUGGAGAAGAUCCGGCCCAUUGACAAGCAACUGUCGUACCAGAUCGACAAGUUGCUGAAGGCGGCGCAAAUGGCAUCGGCGGCACCGCAGGCCAAUGGCCGCGGGGGUUUCGCACCGGACGAGGGCCGCGACGCGGCGGUGGCAGGUCCUGGGCCGGGAUCGGCAGCUGCGGCGGCGGCUAUGGACGCUGAUGAGCUGCAGUACGGGCCGCGACCUGACGCGCUGGUGCCCAAGGUCAAGGCGACGGGUAGUGGGGGAUCCGCGGGCGAUAAUGGCACUGCAGGUGAGCCCGGGGGGUUGUACCGGCCACCCAAGAUCAACCCAACCUCAAUGGAGCUGGACGAGCAGCGGGCUGCGGGAGGGGCAGGGGCCAGGCUGUCGUCUCAGGAGCAACGCCGACUCAAGGAGCUCAAAUUCAAGGCCAAGCGCAGCGACACGCUUCGCGCCCUGGCUGCGGAGCUGGCGGGUGCCCCCGAGGAGGAGCGGGCUGCGGUGGCGGGACUGGACUCCCUGGCUGCCCUGCGCACCCGGGCCAAGUUGGAGGCGCGGGCCGCGGUGGAGGAGGACAUGUUCAUCCGUGUGCCGCUGUCCAAGGACGAGGCCAAGAGGCUGCGGCAGCAACGACGGGCGGGCAUGAGCGGCGCAGGGCUUUUGGAGGACUUUGGGGACGAGGUGGCGGACCUGGUCGACAUGACCCGUGGGUCAGCUGGCGCCGCCGGCACUUCGGCCACGGCACGUGGCAACGCGAUCAAUGACCUCUUUGCGCGUCAGAAGGUCUCACAGCGCUUUGGCGCCGACCACCCAUCGCUGUCGAAACGGCCCCAUGGCGGCGAUGAGGAUUUACCGCUGCGGGAGCCACUUCACGAGCGGCGGGCCAAGUUUGAUGCGGCGGCGGCGCGGCGAACGGCCAAGGCUGGUGCUGCAAGUGACGAGGACUUUGGCGGCGCUGAUGAGUAUGAUCUGGCUGGAGGCGCCAAGGGCGCACGAAAGCGGCGGCCGGUCGGCGAGGAGGAUGACUUCUACGCGCAGGCGAAGGCUGACGCCUCGGCACGCAAGAAGGCUCGAGCCGAGGCGCACAGAGCACCUGCGCUGGCGCCGCCGGCGCCUGAUCCGACCACCGCUGCCGCGCGCGGGAUCACGGAAGAGAUUCAGCGCAACCGCGGCUUGACGCCACAUCGCCGGCGCGACCAGAAGAACCCACGCAAGAAGAACAGGAUGAAGUUUGAGAAGGCCAUGGUUCGCGUCAAGGGUGCGGUGCAGCCUGUCCGGAAACCGGAAUCGGUGGCGUAUGGCGGCGAGGCAACUGGUAUCAAGACCAAGAUUGCAAAGAGCAGGCGACUUUGAGCGCGAACGGGGUUCUGGGGGAGGCUCGCUGGUUGGCUGGCGCUGGUGUGUCGGGAUGAGCGUUUAUUGUGCCCAAGCUGAGGGGCCAUGUAACCGUUUCUCGGAG